Aspergillus ibericus CBS 121593 is the source of this 2139-nucleotide messenger RNA. Its product is annotated as snoRNA-binding rRNA-processing protein ENP1. Gene Ontology annotation, biological process: rRNA processing. The coding region runs from base 162 to 1649 and encodes 495 amino acids. The record is from RefSeq and is a predicted model, not a curated record. Gene Ontology annotation, molecular function: snoRNA binding. Gene Ontology annotation, cellular component: preribosome, small subunit precursor; nucleolus; cytoplasm. The transcript is spliced from 3 exons. NCBI's taxonomy places the organism in Eukaryota, Fungi, Ascomycota, Eurotiomycetes, Eurotiales, Aspergillaceae.
UUUACACACAUUUUCCUGAGGUCGAUACCCGAGGAGAGAGACGACCUUUGUUUUCAGUCGUUCAUGCUGGUGACUACAUGGAACAGACUCCAGUCACAAUCUCCUAGUUGAUACAAUUCUCGGGUUAUCAUUAUACCCACGUCCAAAGGGGGAACGUCACGAUGCCCAAGGCAACAUCCUCUCGCUCCGCUGCUGCCCGCCGGCAUAAUCCUCUAGCUGAGGAUUAUCUGACUGCCGGCCAUCUGAGGACCCAAUCGAGCAAAAAGUCCAGUCGGAAGCCUCACCGGGAAGAAGAUCAAGAAGAUGGAGAACGCUUCAUUGAUGCGAAAAUGUCCCGGAAGAUCUUGCAAAUUGGACAGGAAUUGGCUGAAGAAGAUGCCGCAGAGCAACGGGCUGCAACAGGGGGAACGACAGACAAGAUAAAUUCAGCCUUCGAUUUUGAAUCUCGGUUGGAAGAUGAGGAGGUUGUGUCGGACGACGAAAAAUUCCAAGAUGAUCAAUGGGACGAUGAAGAGGAAAUCGAGGAAGUGGAGGUCGAUCCGGAUGACCUUGAUAUGUUCCACAAGUUCGUUCCUGGGGGCGACGAAGACCCGAUAUUCAACCCUAGUGGACGGGAUACUGAGGGUCAGACCACGAACCUUGCCGAUCUUAUCCUAGAAAAAAUCGCAGAGCAUGAAGCGAAGCAAGCUGGAGAUGGCGCACCUUUCAUUCAGGGUGGGGGGUUGCCGGAAGAUGCUGUUCAGAUACCAGCGAAAGCGGUGGAAGUAUACGAAAAGGUUGGCAUGAUUCUUUCUCGCUACAAGUCUGGGCCUCUUCCCAAACCCUUUAAGAUCCUGCCUUCUGUGCCCAAUUGGCCCACUCUUCUAGAUAUCACACGGCCAGAGUCUUGGACAGCCAAUGCUGUUUAUGCCGGUACCAGGAUCUUUAUUUCAUCGAAGCCAGCAGUUGCCCAGGAAUUCAUCUCGACAGUUCUGCUGGAUCGUGUCCGUGAGGAGAUCCAUGAAACCAAAAAGCUCAAUGUCCACACCUACAACGCAUUGAAGAAAGCACUGUAUAAGCCCGCCUGCUUUUUCAAGGGUCUACUUUUCCCGUUGGUUUCAAGUGGAACCUGCACACUUCGAGAGGCUCACAUUGUCUCCUCGGUUAUUGCACGUGUCUCAAUUCCUGUCUUGCACUCUGCUGCCGCAUUACUCCGCAUGUGUGAUCUUGCUGCUGAGCAGUCAUUGCGCUCCCUGGAAAGCACUGGUGCAGUGAACAUGUUCAUUCGCAUCUUCCUAGAGAAGAAAUAUGCACUUCCUUAUAAGGUCAUUGACGCUCUUGUUUUCCAUUUCCUUCGCUUCCGUGCUAGCGACGGAGCUGAGGAUUCCAUGAUGACCGAUGGACCUUCUCGUGAACCCAACAAGGCCUACAAGCUUCCUGUUCUCUGGCACCAGUCCCUACUGGUUUUUGCACAACGCUACCGCAAUGACAUCACUGAGGAUCAGCGAGAGGCACUCUUGGACCUGCUUUUGGUCCGCGGCCACAAGGAUAUCGGACCCGAGGUCAGACGGGAAUUGCUAGCAGGCAGAGGGCGAGGUGUGGUCGCACCGGAUCCAGAGAACCAAGGUGCUAUUGAUGCCGGCGAUGAUACGAUGGAUUUCACGUUAUAGAUGAAAUGCUGCGGGACCAGUUUGGAGGUGUCUCGAGUGACUCCAAAACCUGCAUCUUGCUAUGAUUCAAUCACGACUCGUGACUGGCAUGGGCGUUAUUAUUGGGCUAUUGAAUUAUCAUUCCUGUUUUCUUUUUCCUUCGCCGGCAUAUAUUAUUCCCACAGUUACACCUACAUUUGGCGAGUUGUCCUCAGUUUAUGGGCAUGUUAUGUGAGAAAGAUGGACCCGAUUACUCCGUACAUUAAAUGAGGAUAAAAGCAUGUCGUACCCCACUCCUACGUUCCCAGCGCCUUACAACAAAAAUGAUAAAGGGGGCCGCCCCAAUCUGACAAGGGGGUUAAAGCGGCCGCCGCUGACUGCGGCUGCUGUCUCUCUUUAGCUAUGUAAGAGCAACAAGCGGAGUUCUGUUAACAUCAUGGAUGAUCUAAGAGGUUACUGUGGUAUUGAGAGAAGGGUAUAGGUACUCCGUACCCUGUAUACCUAGCAGUCG